AAGACCCUCCAUUCGUACUUUCCCCUUGUGCUCCCUCGCGAUCAUUUAUCAUCUCUAAAUCGUUCUCGUCGUCUUCUUCUCCGGCUCCUCAUGUUGUCCAACGGUCUCAUUAUUCCUAUCGCUUCUUAAUUCGCCAUCCGGAAGGAGCCCAUCGGCGCGUGAUUGAAGCCAUGGAAUCGUCUCCCAUUCCCCCGGCUAUUCCCCCAGCCAGCGCCACAAUGGAGGAAUAUCAUACCCAGGAUUCUUACCCGCCUCACGACAAUCGCGUUUCUGAUGAAUUUGAAGAUGCAUCAUUACUUCGAGGCACACAGGUAGAUCUUACGUCCUUGGCGACAGCGGCGCCACAUCAUCGCUGGUCCACGGAUCUUGCUGCGGUGCGCCAAAGUGUGAUACGCCAGGUCUUGGGACUCAACCCAUUCAGGACCUCAUAUUUUGCUCUCUACCGUCCUCUAGAUGAUUGGCAAUCCCGAUUCAUUCUGGUCUCCGGAUUUCUCCUUUCUAUUGCCGCUGGUUUUCCUCUUCCCGUGAUUGGGGUCAUAAUGGGGAAGAUCAUCAACAAUUUCCCCCCCAACGAGGAAGACCUCAAAAUUAGACUGUAUCAACUUAUGGGAACUGCAGUCGGAUACUUCUUCGUUACCUGGGGUUGGUCCGUUUGCUGGGGCAUCGUCGGAGAGCGAGUAUCGCGUAAGACUAGAGAGCAAUUGGUCGAACGUGCCUUGGGCAUGGAUAUGUCCUAUUUCGAUACUGUCGCACCUGACAUGACCAGUAUCCUCACGGAGAAGACUCAAACGAUCCAAUUGGGAACUUCAGAGAAGGUUGGACUGUUCAUCACCUCUAUAAGCUACUUUCUCUCUGCUUUCGCCGUUGGCUUCAUGCUCAAUCCCAGGCUGACAGUUGUGAUGUUCGUUACUGUCAUUCCAUCGAUGACUGCAAUUGUUUAUUUCGGCACAUCCAUUGUAUCACGUUUAUCCAAAUCAGCUGCUUCGUUCACUGAGCGGGCCACUGCCGUUGCUGAGAGCGCAAUCCGCGCUAUCCAGGUAGUUCAGGCUUUUGGCGUCUCUGAGAGACUAGCUCAGGACCACGUGAAGCUUCUGCAAUCCGCGUUACGCGCCGGAAUCAGAAAGUCGAUUGUGGGUGCACUCAGUCUAGGCAGCGUGUGGUUUGUUGCCUACUCUACCAAUGCAUUGGCUUUCUGGUAUGGAAACCAGCUACGUCUAAGUUCGGGCAAUCACAACGGAGAAGCAGGUACUGUUUACGCCGUGGUGUUCCUCAUCCUAGAUGCCUCAUUUGUCUUGGGCCAAAUUGGCCCGUUCAUUCAGACAUUUGCCUCCGCGGCGGCAGCAGGACAAGCAGUGUUUGCAGUUCUGGAUUAUCCACAACCAGACAUUGAUGUCUAUUCUUCCGAAGGGAAGAUGGUUGAUAAAGCAGCCUUCGGAAAUAGACUAACUCUUCGAAAUGUCUCUUUUGUGUACCCUGCCCGACCCACGGCAAGGGUGCUUCAAGGCGUAAACAUACAAUUUGAGGCGGGCAAAGUCACAGGCGUAGUUGGACCAUCCGGAUCGGGCAAGUCGACAGUCAUAUCCCUAAUGCUUCGCCUCUACGACCCAGUCACCGGCCAGGUCAUGCUCGGCGAAGAGGACCUAAAGCAUCUCAACGUAGCCAGCCUUCGUUCUCACAUCGCCCUCGUAACGCAAUACCCCACACUAUUUACUGGAACUAUCCUGGAGAAUAUUAAGCAUGGCAUUCCCGAUCAUGAACAACUCACGGAAGAAGAAUUACUACACAGAUGCGCAUCUGCAGCCACCGAGGCGCACUGUGACUUCCUCGCGUAUUUACCUGAUGGUAUCAAUACUCGAAUUGGAACCGGUCAUCAUUCUCAGUUGUCUGGAGGUCAAAAGCAGCGUAUUACACUCGCUCGAGCAUUGGCUGGCAACCCAUCAUUGCUCCUUCUUGAUGAGUUUACCAGUGCUAUGGAUGCAACUAGCGAGGCAGCAGUGCUAGAGAACCUAAAGCGCAGCUCGGCUGUAUCUGGCAGAACUACUAUCAUUAUAGCUCACAGAUUGGCAACAGUCAAGGAUGCCGAUCGUAUCCUCGUUUUGAAAGAAGGUACAGUUAUUGAAGAUGGUAGCCAUCAGUCGCUAGUCCGACAGAAUGGGACCUACGCAGAACUCAUCAAAGCUCAACAAUUCGAUAAGAAGAGCUUAUCAUCUACUAAUUCAUCUGUCAUCUCAAGCAGGGACUCAGUAAAGCACGAAGAGACCUUCUCUACAAGAGAAGAUACUCACAGCGAUGGUGACAGUGUCAGAGCAUCAACUACAAAUCAAAAGCCCCAGAAAAGCGUGCUUGAGCUGAUCUCCCGGUGUCUUAGGCUGAACCGCAAAGAGACCCCUGCGAUUGGGAUCGGUCUUCUUGCUUCCAUUGUGAGCGGCUCCACAAUAAUAGGAGAAGCCAUAACAUUCGGAAACCUGGUCGAGUUGUUAAACGACCAAUCAGGUUCCUCCAUCCUAGAAUCCAAAGUGUCUAAAUUCUGCUUGAUGUUUUUUAUACUCGGCAUCAUCACACUCGUUUCCCAUACCUGCAGCGGGACUGCAUUUGGCAUAGUGUCAGAGAACUUGAUCGUCCGUGUCCGAGAUGUGUCGUUCCGCACGAUUCUAAUGCAGGAUAUUGCAUGGUUCUCGCAGCCUGGCCAUUCACAUCACAGUCUUAUGUCAAGACUCAACUCGGAGAGUGGACAUAUCAGUGGUCUCUCUGGCGUCAUUCUCGGGACAUUCUUCUCUAUCGCAACUUCUGUAGUUGGGGGUAUUAUCUUAGCCCAUGUUGUAGCAUGGAGAAUUGCUAUUGUCUUGCUGGCAGCAGUGCCCAUCAUGAUCAUGGCAGGCUUCACAAGACUUAAGAUCCUCGCUGUCUCUGAGCAGCGACGUCAAGGCGCGUACAACGAAGCUGCCGCACUAGCUUCCGAGGCCUGCACCGCAAUCCAAACGGUAGCGUCUCUAGGGCGGGAGAGAGACCUACUUCGCAUGUACCAAGAGGCACUUCGGAAGCCCUACGAAGAGAGCAUGAAGUUCACCACCUGGGGUAGCAGCCUUCUCGCCUUCUCGUUGUCCAUUACAUAUUUCGUUUAUGCGCUUGCAUACUGGUGGGGUUCCAAGCAGGUUCGUAAUGGGAAUUACGGCCAACGGGCGUUCUUUACAGUUCUCCCUGCCCUCCUCUUCUCCGCCCAAGCCGCUGGCCAGAUGUUCAGCCUAGCACCCGAGAUAACGCGAGCGCAAACGGCGGCACAGAGUAUUUUCGCCCUCCACGACGAGAAACCUACCAUCAUAAACGAUUAUUCCGACGUAAAACCCGGUGGUAAUCAAGGCUCCAACAACGGAGAUUCAACAACAACAACCGUCCGUGGGGGUGGUUCAAGGUCCCAAGCGACAUUACCAAGGAGAGGAGAAUUAGAGUUUCGGAAUGUCAGUUUGAAGUAUGAGUCCAGGCCAGAUGUAUUUGCAUUGGAUGGCGUUUCCUUUUCGGUCAAGGCAGGCGAGUUCGUGGCCUUCGUCGGUAGAAGCGGUGCAGGGAAGUCGAGUACCAUGCACCUCAUCGAAAGAUUCUACGACCCUACCAGCGGGUCCGUCUUGCUGGACGGCCGUGAUAUUCGCGGGGACUUUGUACAGGACCAUCGAGCGAAGCUGGGUCUGGUCGAGCAGGAGCCUGAUCUUUUCCCUGGUUCGGUCAGGUUCAAUAUUGGUCUAGGGGCAAGACCGGGAAUCGAGGCAACGGAAGAGGAGAUUGUGGCCGUGGCCAAAAAGUGCGGCCUGCAUGAGUUCAUUCUCAGUCUUCCCGAAGGCUACGACACGGAAAUCGGUUCCCAUGGUUCCAAGGUGUCUGGAGGUCAGCGGCAACGGCUUACAAUUGCGAGGGCUCUGAUUCGCGACCCCGAGGUACUUCUCCUGGACGAAGCCACCAGUCAGCUGGAUGCAACGACAGAACAGGCAAUCCGGAAUGCAAUAUCUGCGGCAUCUUCUGGCCGGACCACCAUCAUGAUCGCACAUCGCCUAGCAAGCGUCCAGCACGCCGACCGCAUCUUCGUAUUCGAGCGAGGGAGGAUUGUAGAACAAGGGAAACAUGAAGAGCUGGUGGCUUCCGGUGGUAUAUACGCUGCUAUGGUGGCAGCACAAGAGUUGGAAUAGAACUGCAUCUAGAAUCCCCUUCCCGCGUAGACGUCAUCGCCUUACCCCGU
This is a messenger RNA of Aaosphaeria arxii CBS 175.79, 4225 nucleotides long. RefSeq names its product P-loop containing nucleoside triphosphate hydrolase protein. Gene Ontology annotation, molecular function: ATP hydrolysis activity; ABC-type transporter activity; ATP binding. Gene Ontology annotation, biological process: transmembrane transport. Gene Ontology annotation, cellular component: membrane. The transcript is spliced from 3 exons. The record is from RefSeq and is a predicted model, not a curated record. NCBI's taxonomy places the organism in Eukaryota, Fungi, Ascomycota, Dothideomycetes, Pleosporales. The coding region runs from base 171 to 4175 and encodes 1334 amino acids.